CUCAUCGGAGACGGCAAAGGAGCGCGGUGGCAGCGCACGGUGUGCAUGCGUGCGUGUCUGUGUGACGGGGGAGGGAUGUGGAUGAGGAGCGGGCUCUCUUUCUUUCUCGCAGGGCUCAGUUAAUCCUGCUAUCAGGCGCUGGUAAGCAGCAGUCUCAGCGCUGGAUUCCGAGAGAAGGAGACGCGCAAUCCAGAAGGCGCAGCAGAGGGGAGGCGAGAGUGGCAGCUAAAGAGAGCAGAGCGGGGGAAAAAUCAAAUCUAUGCUCGGAACUGGGCUUCUUUUUCGCCAAUGCAAAAGGGAAUAUGCAGCACUUUUUUGCCUUCUUCUGCACCAGUUUCCUAGGGGUGGUGUUAGGGGCCAAUUUCCCCAACAAUAUCCAGAUAGGGGGGUUAUUUCCUAAUCAACAAUCCCAGGAACAUGCGGCUUUCAGGUUUGCGCUGUCUCAGCUCACGGAACCCCCUAAGCUCCUUCCCCAGAUCGACAUUGUGAACAUCAGCGACAGCUUUGAGAUGACAUACACCUUCUGCUCACAGUUCUCCAAGGGUGUCUAUGCCAUCUUUGGAUUUUACGAGAGGAGGACCGUCAACAUGCUCACAUCUUUCUGCGGGGCUCUCCACGUCUGUUUCAUAACACCCAGCUUUCCUGUCGAAACAUCCAACCAGUUUGUUCUCCAGCUUCGCCCAGAGCUCCAGGAUGCCCUCAUCAGUGUCAUCGAACACUACAGCUGGCAGAAGUUUGUGUACAUUUAUGAUGCUGACCGGGGGCUGUCAGUCCUGCAGAAAGUGCUGGACACUGCAGCUGAGAAGAACUGGCAGGUGACAGCUGUCAACAUCCUGACGACAACAGAAGAGGGCUACCGCAUGCUGUUCCAGGAGCUGCAGAAGAAGAAGGAGAGACUGGUGGUGGUGGACUGUGAAUCCGAGCGGCUGAACAUCAUCCUUAGCAAGAUCAUCCAGCUUGAAAAAAAUGGGAAUGGGUACCACUACAUUUUGGCAAACAUGGGAUUUAUGGAUAUUGAUCUGACGAAAUUCAGGGAGAGUGGAGCCAACGUCACUGGCUUCCAGUUGGUGAAUUACACGGAUACUGUUCCUGCCAGGAUCAUGCAGCAGUGGAGAAAUAACGAUGCCAGAGAGCUUCCCCGUGUGGACUGGAAGAGGCCAAAGUACACUUCGGCCCUUACGUAUGAUGGUGUCCGGGUGAUGGCUGAGGCGUUUCAGAACCUGCGGAGGCAGCGGAUUGACAUCUCCCGACGUGGCAAUGCUGGGGACUGCCUCGCCAAUCCAGCUGUGCCCUGGGGACAAGGCAUUGAUAUCCAGAGAGCGCUGCAGCAGGUCCGUUUUGAAGGAUUGUCUGGCAAUGUUCAGUUUAAUGAGAAGGGGAGGAGGACCAACUACACCCUCCAUGUGAUUGAAAUGAAACAUGACGGGAUCAGAAAGAUUGGUUAUUGGAAUGAAGAUGAGAAGUUAGUUCCAGUAGCCAUAGAUACUCAAACCGGCAACGAGUCCACGAGCCUUCAGAACAGGACGUACAUAGUCACCACGAUCCUAGAAGACCCAUACGUGAUGCUCAAGAAGAACGCCAACCAGUUUGAAGGCAAUGAAAGGUAUGAGGGCUACUGUGUGGAGCUUGCUGCUGAGAUUGCAAAGCAUGUUGGCUACCACUACAGGCUGGAGAUUGUCAGAGAUGGGAAGUACGGAGCCAGGGAUCCUGAGACCAAAAUAUGGAAUGGCAUGGUGGGAGAACUUGUUUAUGGGAGGGCUGAUGUGGCUGUGGCACCAUUAACCAUCACUCUGGUUCGAGAAGAAGUUAUAGACUUUUCCAAACCCUUUAUGAGCUUAGGCAUCUCUAUCAUGAUAAAAAAACCACAGAAGUCCAAACCAGGAGUGUUCUCUUUUCUGGACCCUUUGGCCUAUGAAAUAUGGAUGUGUAUCGUUUUUGCCUACAUUGGAGUGAGCGUCGUCCUCUUCUUGGUGAGCCGCUUCAGCCCUUACGAGUGGCACACCGAGGAGUUUGAGGAAGGACGGGACCAGCCAGCCAAUGAUCAGACAAAUGAGUUUGGGAUAUUUAACAGUCUCUGGUUUUCCCUGGGUGCCUUUAUGCAGCAAGGAUGCGAUAUUUCUCCAAGGUCUCUCUCAGGCCGCAUAGUUGGAGGUGUCUGGUGGUUCUUCACUCUCAUCAUUAUCUCAUCCUACACUGCUAACCUGGCUGCCUUCCUCACAGUGGAAAGGAUGGUUUCUCCCAUCGAGAGUGCAGAGGACUUGGCCAAGCAGACGGAAAUCGCCUAUGGGACCCUGGAAGCUGGCUCCACUAAGGAGUUUUUUAGGCGAUCCAAAAUAGCAGUGUUUGAGAAGAUGUGGACAUACAUGAAGUCAGCUGAACCCUCCGUUUUUGUGAGGACAACAGAAGAGGGGAUGAUCCGGGUGAGGAAGUCGAAAGGAAAGUAUGCCUACCUCUUGGAGUCCACCAUGAACGAGUACAUCGAGCAGCGCAAGCCCUGUGACACCAUGAAAGUGGGAGGGAACCUGGAUUCCAAAGGCUAUGGUAUUGCAACGCCAAAGGGGUCUGCACUGAGAAACCCAGUAAACCUGGCAGUAUUAAAACUGAAUGAGCAAGGCCUCUUGGACAAAUUGAAAAACAAAUGGUGGUACGACAAAGGAGAGUGCGGCAGCGGGGGAGGUGAUUCCAAGGACAAGACAAGCGCUCUGAGUCUGAGCAAUGUGGCUGGGGUUUUCUAUAUUCUUGUCGGAGGCCUCGGGCUCGCCAUGCUGGUGGCUUUGAUCGAGUUUUGUUACAAGUCCAGAGCUGAGGCGAAGCGAAUGAAGGGUUUUUGUUUAAUCCCACAGCAAUCAGUCAACGAAGCCAUACGGACAUCAACCCUUCCCAGGCCGGCUGCAGCAGGAGGCAGUGGAGAAAAUGGACGUGUGGUCAGCCACGAUUUCCAAAAAUCCAUGCAGACUAUCCCGUGUAUGAGCCACAGCACUGGCAUGUCCCUGGGAGCCACGGGAUUAUAAUUGGCCUUUUGAACCAUUGCCUGGGUGAGAGCAGGGACAGCCCAACUCCACCCCCUCCAGAGCCAAAAACAAACCCAACACCAACAAGACAAAUGACGAUGACAGAAGGGACAAUUGGAUGGAUCUUCUCGAGGAAAUCAAAUCUAUUUCCCUUUUUCUUUUGCAAACAGAUCCACUGGCAGGAGAACAGAAACAGGUCUGUACUGCAAUAAGGAGAGCAUAAUGGGAUUUAACAGACUCGUUAACCAUCCCUGAUCAAAGAACCACUGGAACACUAAUGAGGACUAUGCCAUUUUGUUUUAACUUGGUUGUUAAUAAGUCUUAGUGUGUGCAAUAUAUACUUUUUUUUUCUUUCUUACUAAUUCCUGUGGUGUCAGGGUAACAUCAGUCCUUUCCCCUUUUCCUGCUCAGCCCUUUAAUCUGGUUUAGUUCAGGAUGCAAACUGUAACAUCUGAGCUACUAACAGCAAAAAGAAAUUCCAAUGAAUGACAAGUUGAACUCCCAGCAGGGUGUCAGCGUCAACCCCUUUUGUCUAUCGUGAUUCUGUUGUGAAUUUGGGGUGUGGAGUUAUUGCAACAAGGCAGACAGCUGCGAAUGGCUCUCCCUGCAACAGGAAGGACUCAACACAAGAAGAAACUGAAAAAGAAUGUGAGGCUGUCUUACAGUGGCAAAGAUAUGAGUGAGUUUGGAAACCCCAGGUAACCUGAUGAUAAAGUGUUGAUUCUUCCAGAGAUGGUGAGUGGCAGUUCGAGAGAAGGAUCAUGUGCCUGGAGAGGAGAGCAUCUUGCAUGGCGUAUUAGAACAGGUGGCUGGUCUAAGAUCAUGGUAGCUGCUAUUUAUGGAAGAGAGAAGAUAAAUGCAGUAUUCCCCUUACAUGCCACUCUCCUGCCUAGGUUACUGGAGGCUAAUAAGCAAUUGUGAACCCGUUCUUCAUUGCUUAGCUUCUGUGUAUGCUCCCUCUUUGGUGGUCACAUAAGGGAACCACCUUGAGCCGGGAAUAUCAUCUCAAGACAUCCAGUUCUAGAUGGCUGCCUAUUAACCAGUAAAACACACUAGAAGUCAUGGGGCUGCAAUGGGAAUAACACAGCUUAUUUUGCUCUGAAAUCCCUGUAUGGCCAUUUUUCUAGUUAAAAGGGACAUCUUUCAGACAAUUGGCAGGAGUGGCUUUCUGGAAGGAACUGCUGAAGCAAAUGUGAAGGAGAUCCUAUAAGAGCUUCAUUCAAGCAUCCAUGACAUAUGAUUGCAUCAGAGCUGGUCAGACUUAGCCUUCCUGUCAAGCUGUGGUCUGUUCUCUGGGUAAUAUGCCAAACGUAGCAGAUUCCCACUCGUGUAUCCUUAGCGAGGGGAAAGCAUCCCCAAGCCAGGAAAGCAGAUUGCUGACACCAAACUUGAUAUUGCAGAAACCCGUACUGAGGGACAGGUUGCUGGGAGCCCAGCUACAGGAAUCAAAGGGACAAUGACGGCUUUCCAGAACCACAGAAAAGAUUCAUUCUGUGAAUCUUUGGCAUGGACAAACACUUCCCAUCCUGGUGGGCCUGAGAUGCUUCCCUGGAAGUGAAGAAUCACCAGGGGAGUAUUUAAAGCAAGAGAAGAUCUGCGGGGCAGGGACCACAGUGAAUCCACUCAGCCUUGUCCCAUCACCGAUGGCACAUAAAGUUCAAAGCUUCUCACAGGACUCAGCAAAUAUCUGCCCAGGGACUGAGCUGCUAUCGGAGCAUUCUGAACUGCUUUUUUCUCUCUCUCUCUUUUUUUUUUUUUCCUUCCUGCAACGUAGCAAGUGAGGAUCAGAAAAGGAAGAGAUGCAAGUGAAGACAAAGUUAUACAGGCAAAUGACUGGCACAAGUUUAUGAGGAGGAUUGGUCCAUACAGCUGUCCAUAGGGCUGGAAACUGCCUGAACACCAGUUUCCAUUAGUGUACUCUGUAGAGCAAUACGUUUACCACCUUUAACACCAGCCUGGUCCAAAGUAUCUGUUCCAUCUACCUGCUUGUCUUGCAACGCUUUGGACACCAGCAAGUCAAAGAGUCAAGGUCUGAAGCUCAGGCACAGCAUGCCUUGUGCCAGUGUGUUUUCCACUGCUGGAAACCCUUGUGGUCUUCACCUCUCAUCACCAAACAUGAGCUCUGUCAUCAGCUGCUCCAAACACCUCUACGAGUCACUUUGUGUUGAUUAUCGCUAUUUUUAGUCCACUUUCUUUUCCUUAACUUUAACUUCAGUCCUAAGUAAGCACUAACAUGGUCGGAGCAAUCCUUCAAGCUAGCCUGCUUCCAUGUCUACAGCUCUCAGAGUCAUCUCCUGUCUCAGCUCUUGCCACAUCCCAGAAAAGGCUGACAUGCCCUCCAGUGCUCUGUCCUCCUCCAAAGACAUGAUCACCAUGGUGGCAGGUCACAGGGAGCCCAGCUGGGCAUGCAGACAUCGACGGCAUUGUGGGCAGCAGUGCGCCUGUGCCAGGACUGGCUACCUGUGACAUGAAGAUGUGGGAUGCGGCCUUCAGGUCUUCAAAAGCCUUUGAUCAGUGACGGGGUUUAAAAAAAAAGAAAAAAGAAAAAAAAAAAAAAAAGAGGAAUAGGACAAAAGCGUGGAAAAAUGUUAACUUGUAAUAUGUAUUUUUACUACACUUUUCUUAAAAAUAGAGUAAUGGUCAAACUCUUAAAGACAUUGACAUUUUUUUUCUCAACAGGAAUCCAUAUUUAACAGUUUUGGCUUUCAUUAAAUUUUGCUCUUUGGUACCUGGAUCUUUUAUUUACCAGCUAUAUUUAUUUUAACUCUUUUUUUAUUUGAUUUUCCUUUCUUUUUCUUUUGUCACUUCUGCGCAGGAUUUUGCUUUAACAAACUGAACGGUGUUUUUAUUUUCACAUUCUCUUUUCGACACUUUUAUUGGCAAUUAUUAUUUACACAAGAGUGAAACUAUCAGCUGGAAUUUUAGCACCACGGAUCCAUGAUCCAUUUUUCUUACCUGUCCCAUGCUGUUUUGUGCCAGUGCUGGAUGUAUGGAAGUGAAAAUGAUGUUACCCCUCAGGCAAUAUUACCCAACCUGAAUCAAACAAAAUUUCCUUGAUUAUUGCUGUGUCUGACUUGUGAACAGCAGCCAAAUAAACUACUUCAGGUUGAAAUUGGGAAUCUAUCUAAUAUUUUCCCAAGAGUCAGGAAACUGAACAUUCACUGGGUUCAAAGUUAAGUAUUUUAAUUCUUGUUCAGAGUUCUAUGAGGUUAUUUUCUGAGGAGGGCAAUUUCAGGAUUUUAGCUUGUUUUUACUGAGGGAAGAUCUAGUCAGCUGAGGGAGAAUUCAGAACCAGCACUGGUCCAAAAAUCCAUGCCAGGAUUGGUUUUCCUGGGAGCUGUCAUGCUGUUUCAGAAGCUCAAACAUUCAAGAUGUUUCUCACUCAAUUGUCAUGCAAUUAACCUGCUUAAUUCCUCUUUCAAAAGUCUGUUGAAGUGGGAAAUAGAGUGGGAUUUAAAGCAUCGUGGACAGCUGCCAAUGCUAACUGCUAAUCCCAAUUCUACACUAGUGCCACGCUCUGAGGUAGCCCUUGUUGUCACAAAUGUGGAAGGACGCCCCUUCCCCAUGGCACCAUUCCUGUGUGUUGGCCGGGGAAGCCGAGACUCCCAAGUGCCUUUAGCCGGGCAUCUCAGCUCACCCCGCAGGGCUGUGGUUAUAGACUCAAGUUCUCCAACAUUCCCAAGGGGGUUUCACCCACUGGUAAGUUUUAGGAGGUCAUCAAGGGUCAGAAUUAAUGGAAAUAGGUUGUGAACCCUCAGACUUCAAAGCACAAGAAACUCCAAAUCAAGGGGUCUGAGAGAAAAGUUUUCCAUGGGCAGACUAUUCUGCAUCAAUACAUUUUGGUCUUCCGCACUUGUUUGGACAACCAGUACUGUAUGAUGAGCUUGGACCUCAUCUCAAAAUGGUCUCCUUGUUCCUUCAGUGGUUUGCUCUUCAUUCCCAGUAAGGUUGCAAAUAUGCACAAGAAAUUUUCCUUUAUCUCUUGACAAAAGCAGGACAAAAUUCCCUUUCUGCAAAAGCAAAUAUCCCUUAUGAGAAAGUCUCCAGCGAAAAUAAAACUAUCUUCAACAGCUGAUGAAGCAAAUAACACUGUAUACUGAACAGAUACAUCACCCAAUCCAUCCUUUUGCUAUGGGUUUUUAAACUCAGCACCAGGGCAGAAGGCUGGAAUGAAACAAAAGAUUUUUGUCUCGACUUGUUUGUGUAUGCAUAUACCUGCCUGCAAACACAGCAAAAAUCUCUCUCUUGUCUAAACUCAGUGAAGAGACAGGGCAGGGGCACAUACAACAACAUUUGCUGUAACCCAGUGGUCACCAUUAGAUGUCUUGAUGCAUGAUUCUAAUACAUUGGUUUGGGACAGAGGCACAAGUCAAAGCUCAAGUGACCCAUCAUAGUGGGGUGUGGGUAUUCUUCUCCAACAUGGCAUGGAGAUUGCUCUGAAGCAGCGCCUUGGAAAUAGGGUGGAUGGGUUCAGGCCUUUUCUAUCAGCAAAUGUACCAGAUUUACUGCACAUACCUUUCAGAAACUUGUUGUGGCCUGUUCUUUGAUGGCUGUUGUAGCUGCAGACAUCUCUACAAACAGAUUCCCCUGUUGCCUCUAUGUUACCUAUGAGCUCAGAUCAAUUUGCCAAACAUCACUGCUGGUUCUGUGGCUUGGCAGCCUGCUGCUGGUGCAAGACCUCAUGCCUGCAUCUCUGGUAGCCAGUUAAUUAAUAGAAAAACAGUGAUGUCAUUGCCAUUCAUGGCAGCCCAUUUAUCUGCAGCAGGGCAGGGCUUUGCAGGGCAAAAUCCGCAUGCAGAUCCCAGUUCAAAAGAUGCUAGUGCCAAAACUGCUUGUGCUCCAAGGAGACUGUUGGUCAUGUUGCUCCAGCACCACCCCUUUAUCUCCAUCCCCAUCUCUCCUUCCUUUGUCCAUUAGUCCCACCUACAGGACUGCAACAUGUAGGCUGUGCUAUGUAUGCACAUGGUGGUGGUAUUCUUAUGGAUAGCUUUGUAACACUACAUAGCCAGCACAUGAACUCUUUGGGAUGGGAAGAGAGAUGUGAAUCCAGUUCUGCCUAAGGCACAAGUGAUCUCACAGCCUAUCACACCGCUGGGCAGCAAGGAGACAUCAGUGGAGUGGUGCACACUUCAAUGGCCCAGCUGCAAACAGAGUUGGGAAAGGAUGGCAGAAGGUAGCAAUGGCUGUAAUAAGCACGUUCCAUACAUACAAAUAGCACGUGAAACCUGGGUGGGAAUUAAAAAUAUGGCAAUCCAAGACUCAGCUAUGCAGCAGUCCUAAUGCCAUCGACCUCGUCCUCAACAACAAAAUUCAGGUAGAAAUGAAAGAGAAAGCUGAAAGAAAGAAAAUACAAUAUCUUACUAGCAUAGGUAGGAUGGAUUUACAGGAGUCACAAAGGAACGGUGACCCCAUUUCUCUGCAGGAAUACAUCUUCCAAGUCACGUAAAGAAGGGCAGAAGUCCUUUGAGGGACUCCUCACAGCUUAGGGCAUGCAGCACAGUGCAUCCUUCUCCAUCCUGUGCAGAAAACAAGUCAAGGUGGUGCACACUCUCCCAGGGAGUCAUCACUGCACUGAGCGCUCCCAGCUCAGGGCAUCCUCUGCAUUGGGCUGGUACCGAGGGAGCUCCUGGCCAUGGACAAAGGGAGAGCAGUCCCCAGAGCAGGGAAAUGCAGCAAUUCUCACCUCAACAGGGGAUACUGAGAAGUUUAAUUAGCCAGUGUUUGCACUAAUUGGGUAAUACACACACAUAUACAUACUCAUAGAUUAAGAGAAGCUUUUGAUGGCUCAAAUUAGCUGUCAAGGUACCUCUUCAUUCCUAAGGAUCAAUAUUGUAUAAUGUAACAGCACAAAGUGUGUUCAUUACUCUGCAGGGCUGGUUUAACAUGCUGUCUGGAUCCCUUUGGCAGCAUUUCCUCCUCCGUUUGAGCUGGCAUCAGAAUUAAUGGCAUGUCGUGUUCUAUAAGUCCUGACUUUUUAGAUGAAAGGUGCACAGUGUUGUUCGCAUCAGUAUUACAGCGUAAUAAAUCGAUGCUUUCCUGUUGGAAGGGAUUCAGACAAUUUCACAACUUGCUCUCAGGAACUCAAAAGAUGACCUAUCUGCCAUUGGGCCACUGGAAAAAGAAAACAAUAAUAAUAACAGUUGCUGUAUGCUGUGAGUAGGGCUCUGGAGCCAAAUAUCAAUCCCAAAGCUCCACCAGGCCCUGUUGCACAAGGUAGCGCACAGCUCAAGGAAACAAUGUCUCACCACCAGGAAAUUGUGGGGUAAGGACAAAGCCUGAUCUCAUUCACCAAAAAGGAGCAGAGACAAAAGCAGAGUGCCAGAGCUUCUGGAAAAACAACAGGAAAGGGGAACAGGAGCAGAGACCGAGCAUGCCAGGGCAGAGCAGCAGCAGCCACUGCUGGGCACUUAUUUAAUGACAUCUUUACAAAGUAAACCAUAAAUUCCUCUGAUCGCAGGAGCUCGUGUGCAAGACGGGGAGAGGCUGAACUUAAAAGAGAAGCCGUUUUGCUGCCUCAGAUUAGCUCAAACUGUGUGACAAGCUUUCCCCACUUCAAAACCAAUGUUGUUAGCUUCAAAAUCUGCAUUAUUAAUAUUUCAAUGUAAGUCCCAUCAGGAGCUGCCAAAAGAGCUCUCCUGGACUCGUGACAGCUCAUCGUGUUUGGUUCUAAUCGUAUAUGAAUGCAUGAGUUAAGAAGACAUCAUUAAAAGUACAUUAAGUUUAAUUAUGCUAGCAGCCACAGACAGUUGGAGCAUUGGCUUAAUGCAGGAUGCAUAAUUACAUCAGAGCAAAUCCAUGGGAUUCAUAUUUGUUAAAGAAAAUGCUGCUGGUCUGGUUGUGUCACUACAACGGGAUCGAGUUAAGGGAAUGGCUUUGGGGGCUGCUCCCACCCAGCCCUCCUCAGUAUCCCUGCACACUGCUGAGCCCUGCCGCAGCUCAUUGCACACCACGCUUCAUGAGAGCAUCACAAAGCCCCAGGGGGAGAUGGAGGGGCGCUGCUGGGCUGUGGAACCAGCCCAGGUCUCUCUGCAAGGGGCUGGCAGGGCCGAGCAGCUCACAGACAUGGGAGUGGAUGGGUGGAUGGAGUCACAGCCUGGUGCAGAGGGGAUGGAAAUAGACACUUCCAGCAUCCUGCUGCCCUUCUGUAGGUUCCAAGCACUGCUGGUUGCAAAGCAGGUUCAGACAAUUCUCAAACAGUGAAACAACAGAAAUAAAACAAAACAAAAAGAAACAAAACACAACAACCAAAGAGCUUCAGCUUCUCAAAGGGCCCAUUCAGCUCCCUCUGCCAACAUAGCCGGCAGCAGCAGGGCAAUGCCAGUGACACAGGGCUGUGGAACAAGGAAGGUGGCACAUCCUCAUAGCCAGCAGCACAACCUCACAGCCCACCCACUACUUCUCUCUGCAAGGCCAACAGCUGAGCCCCCCACCCACUCACCACAUCAGUGCUGGGAGUGCAUCCCUAUAGGAGAUGUAUGUUCCUAAGGUUCCACCGAGCCCUCUAACAUCUGCCCCGAUGCUGACCACAGCUGCUGUUGAUGCACUGUGGCCCUUUGCUGCCUCCCCUCCAUGGGGUCAGAGCUGCCACUGGGAAGCUGUAGCACAGAGGCACAGCACAGAAGGGCAGAUGGGCAGGAAACGUGACAUAAUGGAGCAGAAAUAUCUUGAUGGAGCAGAAGUCCCCAGCAGCCAAGGCUGGCUGCAAAUGGACAGCAAUUACUGGGUAGAAAAUAACAGAUUUCUAGGAAGAUUUCCAAAUAAAGUGCCCCUGAACUUAGUUUGGAGGAAAUCUUCAUUUCUAUUUAGCUUGGGUUUGUUGUUUGUUUGUUUGUUUGUUUUCUUUUUCCCUUUUUUUAAGAGAGAGAGAGGCAGAAAAUCCCCACCACUCAGCCCACUUUAUCCAUGCCUAUUUCCAUCCUGGCUAAUUCCAUCCCAUCCUCACCCUGCUCACGCAGAUGGGGGUGGCAUCACACAGGUGGGGCUGUGCCAUGGGACAGGACAAGACAGCACCCCGGGACCCAGCACCAUCCUGCACAAAGGGGCUGGAGAACCCCUGGGUCUUAGUUGCCAUAAAGGUGGUUUCCGCGCUCUCUGCUUUUCAGGGGUUUUAAUUGACAAAAAUGGUCAUCAGCAUUUCUAAUUUCAAUCUAAUAAACAUGGGGAAAUUCCGGCUA
Molecule: messenger RNA, 11185 nt
Organism: Coturnix japonica (Japanese quail)
Lineage: Eukaryota; Metazoa; Chordata; Aves; Galliformes; Phasianidae
Gene: GRIA1
Product: glutamate ionotropic receptor AMPA type subunit 1
Biological process (GO): monoatomic ion transport
Cellular component (GO): membrane
Molecular function (GO): signaling receptor activity; ligand-gated monoatomic ion channel activity
Source: RefSeq, a predicted model, not a curated record